AUGAUCAUCAGCACAAACAGUGAUAUCCAUUCACAGUCCAGUGAGGAUGGCUCCGGCCUAUACUCACCCAUCUUCGGGACUCAAUUUUUUCAGCUGCAUGGAGACAUUCAUUAUUAUCAAGAACAGCUAGAUAUCCAACAUGCAGCGGGCAUCCUAGCCUCUCAAUUCGAUUACACUAAUAUCCACCCACACCUUCACCUUCUCGAAACCCCUUUGGAUCUUCAGUUUCCUCUUCCACAAAGAAACCACAUUCAAGUUGUCCUUGACAUACCGCCCCAUACCUACCCUAGCACCUGUCUUCCACCCUCUCCAGCUCAUCGUGGCGCCAUCAAUUUGUCCUACCAACUUGAAGGCCCCGACAAUCGAAGAUAUUCUGCUGAGGACUUUCGCCCACAAUCUUACUCUUCAGGUGGCUCAGCGCAACCUUCUGCAAUACAAACACCAGAGAGUACUAGAUCCUCUGUUCCAAUGUCAGAGCCAACCCCUCAACCACAGCCAACGGCAUCCGCACCGCAGGAUCCUCUUCGCAGGGAAAUUUCGAAUCAAGUGAUGGCUUGCCGGCAAUGCCUCCUUCCCUUCCGUCCAAGCGGAAACGCACUCAGAAAUGACGACUCCGAGCUUCCGAGGGAAGCUUGUGGACUUCCCGAUGUUCCCGCUUUGUGGCCUGUGCCCGUGAAUACCACCAUCUCUCUACAUCCUCCCAUCACCCUUAACACCAGCUCUGCGCCUGCUCCUUCAACCUGCAGCCUAGCUAUGCCGCCGCCGCCACCGAUUUUUUCGGAACAGCGCAUCACGCGUCACGAUUGA
Suillus plorans is the source of this 807-nucleotide messenger RNA. RefSeq lists its product as uncharacterized. The coding region runs from base 1 to 807 and encodes 268 amino acids. NCBI's taxonomy places the organism in Eukaryota, Fungi, Basidiomycota, Agaricomycetes, Boletales, Suillaceae. The record is from RefSeq and is a predicted model, not a curated record. The transcript has 4 exons.